Messenger RNA from Onthophagus taurus, 1107 nucleotides. RefSeq names its product isoaspartyl peptidase/L-asparaginase-like. NCBI's taxonomy places the organism in Eukaryota, Metazoa, Arthropoda, Insecta, Coleoptera, Scarabaeidae. Gene Ontology annotation, molecular function: hydrolase activity. The record is from RefSeq and is a predicted model, not a curated record. Gene Ontology annotation, cellular component: cytoplasm.
AUGUCGCAGAAGUAUUCGUUUCAAAUUCUUAGUAGUUACUCGAAAAAGUUGUUAAAACGGUGCCGAUUUCAUUCAACCUCAAAGUUAUUCGCAGAAGAUAAAGGUGGGCAACAAAAACCGCCCGAAAUCCCGGAAAAACCGGAAGAACCCAAAAAACCGGACCAAUCUUUAAAACCAGAACCACCCCAAUUACCACAACCUCCCCCAUUAAAACCAAAACCAGCCCCUCCAACCAAAAGACCGAAAUAUUUGAUUGCUGUUCAUUGUGGGUUUCAAAAUAAUGCGUACGAGAAACAUAUUAGAGCUGCAAUUGAUGCUGGGUAUAAAGUUUUGGAGCAAACAGGAAAAGGAUUGGAGGCGGUAGAGAUUGUUUGUAGGAAAAUGGAAGAUGAUCCAGUUUUUAAUUGUGGAAAAGGUUCUGUUUUAAACUCAAUAGGGAGUGUGGAAAUGGAAGCUUCGAUUAUGGACGGAGAAACUUUAAGAUCAGGCGCCGUUAGUGGAUUAAACAACAUCGAGCACCCAGUUACCUUAGCAAAAAUGGUUCUACAAAGAACCCCCCACAUCGUCAUCGCAGGACAUGGAGCUAAUCAAUUCGCAACAACUUUAGGAUUUCCGAGAGUUCCCCCACAAUCUUUAAUAAUCGAAGAGGAAAAAGAAGCUUAUCGAAAAAAUUCUGAAUCAUAUCCUGGAUUUUCAGCGGUUAUUGUUCUAGAUCCGAAUGGAAAUUUAUCCACUGCUAUGUCCAGUGGGGGAAUGAGAAGGAAAUUACCUGGAAGGGUCGGGUGUUGUGCGAACGUAGGAACCGGUUAUUACGCUGAUAAUAGGAUUGCUGCAGCUACUACCACCGAUAGUCAGGCGAUUAUGAAAGCUAAUUGUGCACACGAAAUUGUAUACUUUAUCAGUAAAGGUUUAUCAGCUUUAGAAGCCGCCCAAAAAACUUUGCUCAAACUCCAACUAAGAAUGUACCUGAAAGGAGCGGCUAUGGCCGUUACUAAUGGGGGUGAUGUUGCUGUUACUUCGACGCAAGGGAGUUUUGAUUGGGCGUUUAAACGAGAUGGUGAAUAUAAAUUCGGUAAUACGGAAGGAUUUUUUCAGUACUCAGGUUAA